CAUCAGCACCUGUGGGUGGCGUGGGAAUGGGAGUUCUCUGGACCGGCCCAGCUCAGGAAGUUAGAACCUGGGAGGAACACCAGUGAAUAGGACCAGGGCAGGCUACCCCUCCCCACCGUGAGCGGCCCCUUCCUGCCGUGGGCUGCUGUGGCCGAGAACAGCCCCAUGGAGGGGCAUGUUGGGGACCACGUGGCCUGCAGCGAGGCGACGUGAUUCCAGGGUGGGGCCUGGUGGUUCCAUUCACAGCUGCGUGCCUGGGCUCCUGCGUCCCUUGCCUGGCCAGCACAGUGCUGGCUUCCACAGGCCUGUAGCCUUGCCUCUUGGCCGGCUAGGGCAGCCAGGGUGCAUGCCCAUGCCAGGCAAGACCAGUCUGAGUCCACUCUGCUGUUCAGACAGCCCAGCCAGUGGCAUGGCCCCCAGGAGCCCAGACUCUGCGCCCCUGCUCAGGACAGCCUCCGCCUCCCCGACCCUGGGCUGUCUCCUGCCCACUUCCCAAGUGAGGGAUGUAGCCGCCUCCUGGGAGCAGAAUGAGGAGAGGAAGCACCUGUGGACACAGACAGAUGGGCCGGUCCUGCCUCUAAGGCAGCUCCCAGGAAUGGCCUACUAUUGAGGAGUAUGACCUCCAUGUGGAGUCUUCCCUUUUCCCUGAGCUUCUGGCAGCCCCUGCCUCAGUACUAGAAGCUCCAAGAGAAACCCAUGGUAGGAGGAAGCUGACACCCAUGGCUGACCUGUCUGCCCCUGGGAGAGAGCUUAGGGCUGCCAGGACUUCUCUGUGCACAUCCUUGACUGACUCUGCGGAGGGUGGGGCCGAAACCCUGUUUCUGUGGGUGGGGAGGUGGCUGUGUCCCCUGUGCUCUGCUGAGCCCUGGGUGGUGAGCCCUGGGUGGCUGCAGGUCCCUGCAGGAUCCCCCAUGAGUGGGGGUAGGGCAAGGCAGUUAUUUUCAGAUGGUGCCAGAGGGCGGAGUUUCAGAUUUGUUUAUGCCUGUCGGAGGCACUCUGGGGCUAGGGAUGGGGUGCCCAGCUCAGCACUGACGUUCAGGACACCUGGCCAAGAGGCGCCUCAGAUAUCCCUGUGCUGCUGCGCGGGGUUCACUCUGUAGCCCCAGGCAGGCCGGGGCACUGUAGCUUUUUCCAGGGGAUCCAGGAGGGGUGCAGGCACACGGCGCACGGUGGUCCUCCGCAGGCCUGCGGUCCUCGGCUGGCCGAAUGUGCCAGCCCACACACAGGAGGGGGCAGUUCACACCGAGGGCUGGCCCGAGGAUUGUCAGGGCCACACCAGGCAAAGCCAGCGCUAUUAAUAUCAGGCAUACACAAGCCCCCAGCUGGGUGAUCCUCUUAUGCCUGUGGCCUUGGCCUCUGAGGACGGCAGUGAGUGCUGUUCCCUCAGUGCGGUGGGGGCUCCAAGGGCCUCCUAGCUGCUGUGCCUCUGCUGACAUUUGGCAGGCAGCUUCUGCCAGCCAAGGGUCUUAGCCCCAGCCCCCCGGCUCUGCACCCACUGUGCUGCCCACAGGAGUGGUCCUGCCCAUGGAAGGGCCAGUUCAGGUGGCCGGAGCUCCUGAGCUGCCCUAGGGGACUGCUGUGGGUCUGAGGUGGUGAUGUCCCCCACGGCUGCCUGUGCCUGAGCCCCCGCGCAUCCACCCCUGGGGCCACUCUGCUGUUCAGGAGCACCCACCCAUGUCCUCGACCAUGAGCAGCCCCCCAGCUUACCCUGGCAUCAGGAUCUCAGGGUGCCGGGCCCUUGGAGCAGAAGGCAGCAGCAAUGCAGAGUCCCUGGACAGGCUCCUGCCACCUGUGGGCACCGGGCGCUCUCCCCGGAAGCGGACCACCAGUCAGUGCAAGUCAGAGCCUCCCCUGCUGCGCACAAGCAAGCGUACCAUCUACACCGCGGGGCGGCCACCCUGGUACAAUGAGCACGGCACGCAAUCCAAAGAGGCUUUCGCCAUCGGCUUGGGAGGCGGCAGUGCCUCUGGGAAGACCACUGUGGCCAGAAUGAUCAUUGAGGCCCUGGAUGUGCCCUGGGUGGUCUUGCUGUCCAUGGACUCUUUCUACAAGCCUCCCCUACCAGGUGCUGACUGAGCAGCAGCAGGAGCAGGCCGCACACAACAACUUCAACUUCGACCACCCAGACGCCUUUGACUUCGACCUGAUCAUUUCCACCCUCAAGAAGCUGAAGCAGGGGAAGAGUGUCAAGGUGCCCAUUUAUGACUUCACCACGCACAGCCGGAAGAAGGACUGGAAAACACUGUAUGGUGCAAACGUCAUCAUCUUUGAGGGCAUCAUGGCCUUUGCUGACAAGACACUGUUGGAGCUCCUGGACAUGAAGAUCUUUGUGGACACAGACUCCGACAUCCGCCUGGUACGGCGGCUGCGCCGGGACAUCAGUGAGCGUGGCCGGGACAUCGAGGGUGUCAUCAAGCAGUACAACAAGUUUGUCAAGCCCUCCUUCGACCAGUACAUCCAGCCCACCAUGCGCCUGGCAGACAUCGUGGUCCCCAGAGGGAGCGGCAACACGGUGGCCAUCGACCUGAUCGUGCAGCACGUGCACAGCCAGCUGGAGGAGCGUGAACUCAGCGUCAGGGCUGCGCUGGCCUCGGCACACCAGUGCCACCCGCUGCCCCGGACGCUGAGCGUCCUGAAGAGCACGCCGCAGGUACGGGGCAUGCACACCAUCAUCAGGGACAAGGAGACCAGUCGCGACGAGUUCAUCUUCUACUCCAAGAGACUGAUGCGGCUGCUCAUCGAGCACGCGCUCUCCUUCCUGCCCUUUCAGGACUGCGUCGUGCAGACCCCGCAGGGGCAGGACUAUGCGGGCAAGUGCUAUGCGGGGAAGCAGAUCACCGGUGUGUCCAUUCUGCGCGCCGGUGAAACCAUGGAGCCCGCGCUGCGCGCUGUGUGCAAAGACGUGCGCAUCGGCACCAUCCUCAUCCAGACCAACCAGCUUACCGGGGAGCCCGAGCUCCACUACCUGAGGCUGCCCAAGGACAUCAGCGAUGACCACGUGAUCCUCAUGGACUGCACCGUGUCCACGGGGGCCGCGGCCAUGAUGGCUGUGCGCGUGCUCCUGGACCACGACGUGCCUGAGGACAAGAUCUUUCUGCUGUCGCUGCUCAUGGCAGAGAUGGGCGUGCACUCAGUGGCCUAUGCAUUUCCACGAGUGAGAAUCAUCACCACGGCGGUGGACAAGCGGGUCAAUGACCUUUUCCGCAUCAUCCCAGGCAUUGGGAACUUUGGCGACCGCUACUUUGGGACAGACGCGGUCCCCGAUGGCAGUGACGAGGAGGAAGUGGUCUACACGGGUUAGCCGCCCAGUGAGCCAUCCCGUCCCCACCACCCUCCUCCUGCCUCCUGACCCGGGACUGCUGAAUACAAAGAAAGAUGUUAAUUUUUAAAAUGUUACCAGUAUAAUUUAUUCUAUGCAUUUUAUAAAAUAAAUAAAGCUUUAGAAAAAUGAA
Messenger RNA from Gorilla gorilla gorilla (western lowland gorilla), 3452 nucleotides. RefSeq names its product uridine-cytidine kinase 1 like 1 (gene UCKL1). NCBI's taxonomy places the organism in Eukaryota, Metazoa, Chordata, Mammalia, Primates, Hominidae. The coding region runs from base 2009 to 3301 and encodes 430 amino acids. The record is from RefSeq and is a predicted model, not a curated record. The transcript is spliced from 15 exons. Gene Ontology annotation, molecular function: ATP binding; kinase activity.